GAUGCGAAAUAUAGGAACAGUCAUUCUGCUGCUGGAAUCAUAAAUAUGUUCCCACUGCCAAACUUUGGUAAGUAGCCUGGUUGGUAGAAAACAGCAUCGGCGGACUGUAAGCUGCUGCCAACAUCAACACCAGCACGGUUGGUUGGAAGUUUUGGAGGGGGGAUAUGGACGGUAUCCGCGCUCCGGUCGGUGGAUGAGACGCAACAAGGAGCAGUGUGAGGGCUGGUCUGAGCGACCCUCAGCAGCCAGCAGCCUCAUUCUGCGCGCAGGCUGAUAACGGAACACACCUCCUGGAGAAUAUUAGGCACGUGUGGAGCAUCUGUUCAGCACUCCUGCUCCCUCUCUGUUGGAUAUAAACUGCAGCUUUGAUUUCUUUUCCUCUUCUCUCUCGCAUCGAUUGUGCUGCGGCAGACAUGGAGGAUCAGGGCCGGAUGAUGCAGGCUCUCAGCGGCAUGACUCUGGCCGGACACUCGGUGCAGGGAACCGUCGGGCUGCCACUGCCUCAUAUCCAGGACUGUACCGACGGGGACCGACGCAAGCAGGACAUCGGGACUAUUCUACAUCAGAUCAUGACUAUUACGGACCAGAGUCUGGAUGAAGCGCAGGCAAAGAAACAUGGAUUGAACUGUCACAGGAUGAAGUCUGCACUCUUCAGCGUCCUCUGUGAAAUCAAAGAGAAAACAG
Molecule: messenger RNA, 684 nt
Organism: Morone saxatilis (striped sea-bass)
Lineage: Eukaryota; Metazoa; Chordata; Actinopteri; Moronidae
Product: pre-B-cell leukemia transcription factor 3-like
Cellular component (GO): nucleus
Molecular function (GO): DNA-binding transcription factor activity
Source: RefSeq, a predicted model, not a curated record